Molecule: messenger RNA, 420 nt
Organism: Striga hermonthica
Lineage: Eukaryota; Viridiplantae; Streptophyta; Magnoliopsida; Lamiales; Orobanchaceae
Source: the annotation of a GenBank genome assembly
AUGGCGAGGCCUUUCCCCAGCUCAAUAGUUACCGUCCCGGCAGCCAUGCACAAGCUCAACUUCUUACCCGGCCCAGUUACCUUCUUGAUAGCCUUGACAGCGCUUCUCUCUUUAUUUUCCUUGGUAACUUUCCUCUGCGGCUCAGCUCAUGGUGGCAACCGCAGAACUGCCAGGCUGGGCGGCCAAAAGAAGCCAGUGAUCGAGAAAAUGAGGAGCAAGGCGGUUUUGAUGGCUAAGAUGAUUUCUUGGAGGAAGGUUCAGGAUGAGGGCGAAGCAGAGGAUUCUGACUCUGGGAAGGAAGAGGAUGCGGACGGUGUCGUUUGGAAGAAGACGAUUAUCAAGGGAGAAAAGUGCCGCCCCAUUGAUUUUUCCGGCAAGAUCUUGUAUGAUGCUGACGGGAACCUUCUCACGGACGACUAA